Messenger RNA from Rotaria sp. Silwood2, 1026 nucleotides. Lineage: Eukaryota; Metazoa; Rotifera; Eurotatoria; Philodinida; Philodinidae. The record is from the annotation of a GenBank genome assembly.
AUGAACUUCAAUUUGAAAGCAGCAGGUACUCUACUUUCCCGAGCCAAACAGUUUACUGAAGAAAAGCUCGGACAAGCAACUGAUCGAACUGAAUAUGAUGAUACUUUUGAAGAAAUGUUAGCACGAGCUGAUCGAACAAAAAUAUGGACGGAACGAUUAGCAUCGCAUGUUGAAACUGUUCUUCAACCUAAUAUUAAUGAACGUCUUGAAGAAUUUAUACUAACAAAACUUGAUCAAAAAAGUUUAAAUAAACCAAAUAUUCAUGAACAACUUGGUCAUUGUAUGUGUGAAGCAGGAAAUGAUUUUGGUCCAUCAACACAAUAUGGUUCCGCAUUGAUUAAAUGUGGUCAAUUUCAUCAAAAAUUAGGUCUUGCUCAUAAAGAAUUUAUUCAUUCCGUAGCUACUAGUUUUAUGCAACCAUUAAAAAGUUUUCUCGAUGGUGAAAUGAAGUCAUUAACAAAAGAACGUCGUACAUUAGAAAUGAAACGUCUUGAUCUUGAUGCAGCAAAAUCCAAAAAGAAAAAGUCAAAAAUGACUAAUAGUACUGCAACAACAGCAAUGGCCGAUAGUUCAGAUAUUGAAUUACGUCAUGCACAAGCCGAAUUCGAUCGUCAAUUAGAAAUAACUCGUUUAAUGCUUGAUGGAUUAAAUAAUUCACAUAAUCAUCAUUUACGUUGUUUAAAUGAUUUAAUUGAAUCUGAAUUACAAUAUCAUCGACAAUCUGUUCAAAUACUUGAAGAUUUACGUAAACAACUUGGUUUAACAAAAUUAACAGUAAAUUCAUCUACUGCUCCAUCAACACCUCGUACUAUGCAAACACCACGUACUGCAAUUGUUAAAUUUGAUUAUGAUGCAUCAGAUCAUAAUGAACUAAGUGUUUUAGCAAAAGAAACCGUAAAUAUUAUUCCAGAUAAUAAUGAAAAACUAUCUAAUGAUGCAGAUUGGAUAACAAUAGAAAGACCGCAUACGAAAGAACGAGGACGUGUACCACGUGCAUAUUUACAUAUUGAUACCUCCUUUUCUUAA